AUGCCUUCGAACCAACUGCACACUACCAUGCUGCUUCUUAUUUUAGGUAACAUGUGCUUCAUCGGUGCAAUACCAAGUACAGUGUCCCGUUCAAAACGACAAACAUACGUUUAUGAUGAGUCAUUGAAGCAAUAUGCAAGACCUCAUCCAAGAACAAGGAUUAUGACCGGUACGGUUGGACGAUACGCACCGCAUGAAUGGCCUGAUUGGUACACACGCACUUUAUUUAAAUGGAAUGGAGAGUUUCGUAUGGGACCAUAUCAUCCAAACGAUGUCCGUUAUGAAAGAUAUCAACGUUCUAGAAAUUAA
Molecule: messenger RNA, 309 nt
Organism: Brugia malayi
Lineage: Eukaryota; Metazoa; Nematoda; Chromadorea; Rhabditida; Onchocercidae
Exons: 3
Coding region: 1-309 (102 amino acids)
Source: RefSeq, a predicted model, not a curated record